CCUUUUUGUUAUUUCGUGCUCAGCGUAAAUAUUUCAGCAGCUGUAAAGCAUUUUUAUGUUGAAAAAACGUGAACAUCACGCGGUGCAUACGUAAAAACCCACCACAUUGUGCAGAGCCCUGCUUACGCAUACAUAUCGCGGCGCACACGCUCCGGCAGACCGGUGGCAACCACACCAGCGCCAUCGCGCACGACGCGUCGCACAUCCAAGCGGCAAGCGCAGUUAAGCGAUCCCGAGGAGGAAAACGAAGUCAAUAACCAGCCAGCUAUGGUGCAGACCGAUGAGGAGGAACUGGAGCACGCUAGAACAGAAGCACCAGUUACUGCUGUCAUUGAGGAGAUUCAAUAUGAUGAGCUUGCGCAGCUGCAGCAAAAUCUAGACGACGAUGUGGAAAUGUUGGCCACAGCCGAAACAACCGCCGGCGUAGAUGAGAAGAGCUCUUCAUUUCCCUUUGGUGCUGUUGCCGAUCAGCAUUCAGAAACCAGCGAUGAAGUCAAAGAGAGUCGAACCGAAGAAGGUGUGGAUACCUCGCUUUUGGCCUCCUUGGCUGGCGAUAAUGCCAACAGUUUGCCGUCUGUGGGCGGCAAUGAUGAGAGCGAGACCAACACAAAAAAAGCUAACUUUGAGUCAAAUGUGUCAGAGGCACUGCAGCCCGCUGAUGGCAAACACAACUCAUCUGAAGAUUCUAGCUCGCAUCAUGCCAUGGCCGAGAGCUUAGGCGAUGAAAUCGACCAUGAUAUGGACACAAGCAAUGCGACAAUUGUAAACACGGAAAUAAUUUCAGAAGAUGAACUACCGCCACCCACCAAACCGGAGAUCAAUGAUGCCGAAGAGGUAUCCGAUGAGGAGCUGCCAGCUCCACAGCGUGCAGAGCUGCCCGCCGAUGCCGAGGUCAUAUCCGAAGAUGAAUUACCCACGCACAACAACAACAACAAUAACGAGUCAAAAGGAAGCGGGAAGCGUAAAGCAGGCAGAGAUGCGAAUGAGAAACAGGACAAAAUUGAUGACGAGCCGCAGCAAAGUAACAGCGAAACGAACACAAAAGUCAAACAAACUGAACAAUAUAAUCCCGGCAGUCCAACCUCAGAGAGUAACGAUGCGCCGCCCUCAGAGAAGCGACCCAGAGUUGAUGAAGAUGCUGAGCACAAAGACAAGGAAAAGGAAAGGGAUAGCCAAAAAAGGGAAAAAGAGCGUGAUAAAGACAAAGAAAAGGAAAAGGACAAAGAGAAGGAGAAGGACAAAGAUAAAGAGAAGGAAAAAGAUAAAGAACGGAAAAAGUUGCCCGAUCUCGAUAAAUAUUGGCGUGUCGUCCAAGACGAUGCAUCCGACUUUACAGGCUGGACAUAUUUGCUCCAAUACGUGGACAGCGAGUCCGAUGCUGAGGCGGCGCGCGAUGCCUACGACACAUUCCUGUCGCAUUAUCCCUACUGUUAUGGCUAUUGGCGCAAGUAUGCGGAUUAUGAGAAGCGCAAGGGCAUUAAGGCCAACUGUUAUAAGGUAUUUGAGCGCGGUCUGGAAGCUAUACCCUUGUCGGUGGAUCUGUGGAUACAUUAUCUGAUGCACAUCAAGUCGCAUCAUGGCGACGAGGAACAAUUUAUUCGCAGCCAAUACGAGCGAGCUGUACAGGCGUGCGGCCUGGAGUUUCGCUCCGACAAGCUCUGGGAUGCGUACAUACGCUGGGAGAACGAAUCCAAACGUUAUCAGCGCGUCGUCCAGAUCUAUGAUCGUCUACUCACCAUACCCACCCAGGGCUACAAUGGCCACUUUGACAACUUUCAGGAUAUCAUAAAUCAACAUGCAAUAACUGCCACGCUUAGCAACGAGGAGUUGUUGCGUUUGCGCAAAGAAUGGCACGAACGCCAGCUAAACAAAUCUUCAAAGUCAUCGUCCAAAAGUCGCCGCGACAGCGCCAGUUCAAAGGAUUCGAAAGUUGAGCGCGAACGUGAUCGCGAUCGCGAUGCGAAGCAUAAGGAAGCGACUGGUGGUAAGUCACCCAAAGAUACUAGUGAAACGCCUGAUGAAUCAGCAACUACAACCGAUUUGACCGUAAGCGAGUCAUCAUCCGCGGUCGCAUCGAAGACGGCGCCCAUAGAUUUCAGCGAUCUCAGCACGCUAAGCGAGGAGGAGAUAACUGCCAUCAAGGACAAGGCCAUUUCGGCGCGCCGCAAGCUGCACAAAUUGACGGUCAGUGCGGUCACUGCCCGCUGGUCCUUCGAAGAGGGCAUCAAGCGUCCGUAUUUCCAUGUAAAGCCACUGGAACGUGCACAGCUCAAAAACUGGAAAGAUUAUCUUGACUUUGAGAUCGAAAAGGGUGAUCGGGAACGCAUUUUGGUACUCUUUGAACGUUGUCUCAUCGCCUGCGCUUUGUACGAUGAGUUCUGGCUAAAGAUGCUGCGCUAUCUGGAGUCACUGAAUGACCAAAGUCAAAGUAUAUUGGAUAUCACACGCGAUGUCUAUCGGCGCGCUUGUCGCAUCCAUCAUCCAGAGAAGCCCAGUCUGCAUUUAAUGUGGGCCGCUUUCGAGGAGUGCCAGCUGAAUUUUGAUGGCGCCGCCGAAGUGCUGGAGCGCAUAGAGCAGCGUUGUCCAAAUCUCUUACAGAUUGCCUAUCGCCGCAUCAACGUGGAGCGACGUCGCGGCUCCCUAGACAAAGCCCGUGAGCUAUACAAGCAUUACAUAGAGCACAGCAAGAACAAAGCCAUUGCCGGCAGCUUGGCCAUCAAAUAUGCCCGAUUUCUUAAUAAGAUCUGCAAUGAUCUAGAUGCUGGCCUGGCUGCACUGCAGCAGGCGUUAGAGCGCGAUCCUGCCAACACACGCGUUGCCCUACAAAUGAUUGAUUUGUGCUUGCAGCGGCCACAAGUUGUUGAACAGGAAGUGGUACAGAUUAUGGACAAGUUUAUGUCACGCGCUGACAUUGAGCCAGAUCAGAAGGUGCUUUUUGCACAGCGCAAAGUCGAGUUUCUUGAGGAUUUCGGUAGCACUGCCAAGGGACUGCAGGAUGCGCAACGGGCGCUUCAACUGGCACUGAGCAAGGCCAGCGAAGCGAAGAAAAGCAGCAAUGACAGUAGUCCCAGUCGCAAGAACUCUACAAACGCCAAGGAAAACGCCGCUGCCUCCAGUGGCUCAUCUGCCGCACCAGCUGCGUACAACAAUGGGGGCUCGACGGCAGCCAAUGCCAACUACAACUACAAUUCUGUUAACUCGGGCGCCUAUUAUGCACAGCAGAGCGGCGGUGCCUAUCCGCCGCAGCAGCAGCAAUCCUAUGACUCCUACUAUAAUCAAUGGGGCGGUGGUUAUGGUUCUGGUGGGGGCGCCAGCGCCGGUGGUGCCGGCUACAAUUAUGGCCAGUGGAGCGGCUAUGGCAACUACUACUAAUACUAAGACAGUCUAGCAGUCGGUCAUUCCCCGCAUCUGCACAGCUUUUGGUAGUGUCAGCGUAAGCUCCGUUGAACUCUAGUGUAAAGAUAUUUGUAAUUUUAUAAUUGAUUCUUAAAAUACAUAAAAGAAUAUGUAGCAUCUAAGUGCUUAAAUACAUAUGUGAAUAUAAUGUGCAACAGCCACGCCCACAACAAACCUCACAAAACCAAUACAAAUUCAAAUUCUAUACAAUAU
Messenger RNA from Drosophila novamexicana, 3609 nucleotides. RefSeq names its product pre-mRNA-processing factor 39 (gene Prp39). Gene Ontology annotation, biological process: RNA processing; mRNA 5'-splice site recognition. The transcript has 8 exons. Gene Ontology annotation, cellular component: commitment complex; U1 snRNP; U2-type prespliceosome. NCBI's taxonomy places the organism in Eukaryota, Metazoa, Arthropoda, Insecta, Diptera, Drosophilidae. The coding region runs from base 268 to 3372 and encodes 1034 amino acids. The record is from RefSeq and is a predicted model, not a curated record. Gene Ontology annotation, molecular function: protein binding.